CUUUUGAAGCACAAUGGAGCGUGCAUGUCCCGGCGUGCCUGAAACUUGGGAGUCCGAAGUCUUGCCCUCGAUUUUGGAGCUCCUGAAAUCCCAAUUUGCCGAGCUUCGAAGCCACCUCACCGCAGAGCUCUGCGAUGCUGUGCGCGUUGCCGCCACGGCCCAGUCGCUGCCAUCGCGCCGGGAGUCGCGGGAGGCGGAGCUGGUGACCAGGAGCCAGGCGUCAGGUGUCAGUUACCAAGUUUCAGAGGGGGAAAGCCGCAGUAUCCUGCGACCGCAUCGAGGUUUUCUCUCGCAGAAGCUCCUGGCGGAACUGGGAGAAGAAGAGCACGUCGGAAAACCUGGACCUCUGUGGGGUGAUCAGACCCUCUCCCUCCAUGCGCACCACGCGGUGAACACGGCGCAGCACGCGGUGCAUGUGGCGGGGCAACCGCUGCGCAACUUGCUGCGGCCCUCGACUAGCGGCAUAACGGCUUCGGGUCCCCCGGCGCCAGAGGUUCAUGACGAGCCGCAGAUAUUGUCAAUGGAGGUGGCCAAGGUCGCUUCGGGGGUUUCGGACUCGGACGAUGACGAACCCGCCAUCGCGCCGCCCACGGAGCCGGCCCCGGCGCUGAACUCCUCGCCCUCGUCGCCCCAUGUGGUGGUCUCGGCCUCGCCCUCCGUCAGCGGCCGCCGGGGCGGCACGUCCAUGACGGAGAAGGCCUUCGGCCUGCAACGUGGCGGUUCCAUCACCUCGCUGGACCUGGAUCGGACCUACUGGAUCCGCGUGAAGUUGCUGCACUUCGUACAGAAUGUCUGGUUUGAAACAGUUUCAAUGUUAAUGCUCUGUGCCAACGCUGUGGUCAUUGGCGUGCAGACGGACUAUAUGGCCAUAAACAAGUUAUCCUCACCCCCUUGGGCCUUGCGCGCCCUCGAUAUCUGGUUCUGCAGCUUUUUCGCCGUGGAACUGGCGCUGCGAAUUUUGGCGCAUGGCCGCCGCUUCUUCAGCAUGAAUGGCUGCGCCUGGAAUAUGAUGGAUCUGGUUCUGGUCAGUGCCUAUGUCGCUGAAACCGUUCUGCUCAUCGUGGCCGACGCCGAAACGCACGCAGGGGCAGAAGGCAGUCGGGUGGCAGGCACCAAUCCAGAGAUCAUGCGCGUGAUCCGCAUCCUCCGCGCCAUCAAAGUGGUUCGCCUGGUGGGGGCCGUGCGCUUCACGCAGGACCUGCAGCUGUUGAUCAAUUGCCUCUUCCGCUCCUUGAAGCAGUUUCUGUGGUCCGCGCUGUUACUCCUCCUGGCCAUUUAUGUGGUGGCCAUCUACAUCACCCAGGCUGCAACGGCGUAUCGCUUGGAGAAUAUCAAUGGGGAGCAGGUCCCGGUGAUGUUGAAAUGGUGGGGCUCCAUGCCUCAAAGCGUCCUGUCCCUGUUCCAGGGUGUGACGGGUGGGGUGGACUGGCACCAGAUCGCAGAUCCCUUGAUCGAUGGCAUCAGCCCUUGGUUUGGUCUCCUCUUCAUCGUCUUUAUGGCCUUUUGUAUUUUGGCCUUGCUCAACGUCAUCACAGGCACCUUCGUUGAGACGAUGAGCCAGCAAGCAAAGGAGCUUCAGCUGCGGAAUCGCAUCUAUCAGGCGCGGCGGCUCUUUAAGGAGAUCGACAUCGAUCGCUCGGGCUUCAUCUCGCCGGAUGAGAUCCUGGGGCAGACGGACACCCCGGCGGUGCAAGAAUUCUUCGAGACCAUCGAUGUAGACCCCUCUGACGCCAAGGGACUGUUGGAGGUCAUCGAUAUUGACGGCAAUGGCAAGAUCAACUUCGAAGAGUUCUUGGAAGGCUCCUUGCGCUUGAAUGGCAGCGCCAAGUCCUCGGAUCUCAUCAUGUUGGCGCGCGAGAUGAAACGCUUCCAGGCGAAUCAACUGAAAGAGCUCGCAGCGAUCAAAGCAGCGCUUAGCCUUCACGGCCAGGGUUAGCCACAGAUCCAGGGAUUGGAGAGUCAGGAAC
Messenger RNA from Cladocopium goreaui, 1967 nucleotides. NCBI's taxonomy places the organism in Eukaryota, Dinophyceae, Suessiales, Symbiodiniaceae. The record is from the annotation of a GenBank genome assembly.